Molecule: messenger RNA, 852 nt
Organism: Phanerochaete carnosa HHB-10118-sp
Lineage: Eukaryota; Fungi; Basidiomycota; Agaricomycetes; Polyporales; Phanerochaetaceae
Exons: 4
Coding region: 72-746 (224 amino acids)
Biological process (GO): mRNA export from nucleus
Cellular component (GO): nucleus
Molecular function (GO): mRNA binding
Source: RefSeq, a predicted model, not a curated record
ACCACCUCAUCCAGGCUCUGCUCCUCCGACUGCCGACCACUCAAGCUCAUUCCAAAUAUUUGUGCUGCGCUAUGGCCGAGAGGUACGCCAACUCAUACCAUGGGAGAAAGAGCAAAUUCCUGGGCAAUGAAGCUCGGGUGGCACCAGCAUGGAAAGACCAGGCGAAAGCCAGGACAGCAAACGGACAGCUAGCUCCGAAGAGCAAGAUUAUCCUAAGUUAUCUCCCACCCGAUGUUGGUCCAGACGAGGUUAACAGCCUGUUUGUGAAGACAGUCGGACCUGUCCAGGAUGCAUUCGUAGUCUACAACUCGCAAGGCAAUUCGAAGGGCAUGGCUGUAGUGGCCUUCUAUAAACCAGAGUCGGCUACGCUUGCACGCCAGAAGUACAACGGGAAAAUCAUCGACGGCAGACGUCCCAUAAAGAUCGAGAUUAUCAAGGACGAAGACGAUGCACCAAGAGCCAACGGAGUGCCACAGGCUGCACCGUCUCUGCUCCAGCGAAUGGCAGGCCCCGCGCCUAUAUUCACAGCGCAACCGCAAAGUUCAAAACAGUCGACCAAGAAAGCGGCUGCAUCAACCCGUGCACCCGCUGCAGCGGCCUCUCGUGUUGCUGCAAACCCUCCCCGUAAGCAAAGGCGAAAGAAGGGGCCGAAGAGGGUGAAAAAGGCAGUUACUGUUGCUGACCUGGACGCCGAGAUGGAAGACUAUCGUGCUCAGGCUCAGGCGACCGAGGAUGUGAAGGACUAGUGAUUCUCACAAACUGUGUCUCUAGGCGAAACGCUUGUCUCAAAUCACCUUCCUUCUCUUGGUGCUUCUGUUGUAUAUCGUUCGUUAAGUAAUUAAUGCUGUCCAU